AUUAGCUAUUAAUAGCUAGAUCUACUAGCUAGUAGCUACUAGCAUUGGCGCAAAAGCGGUACGUAGAUCCCUACUUAUUCCGCGUGUCACCAAAGUCCAUUUUCAAACAAAGCGUUGAGAAAAAUGCCAAUUUUAGAAGCAUUGGUUGGGUGCAGUCCCAUGGGCUCGGAAAUCUUCUCCUUUUUAUUAUAUGGACUGCAAGCAGAAGGUGGGGUACCUGGUACCAGGCACGUAGACUACGUACAUUUCUAGGGAUUCCUACUUCUUGCGCGUUUUCAAACAGGUCGUUGGGUUCACAAAGGCGUGGCGUGCGGAGGCAUCCAGAGCAAUGCUGCAGCUCCGCAGGAUGUUUGUCUGUUGGCUUCAAUGCUUUCAGUUGAAAGAUGGUGGCUCGGAACGGUAGACGUCUAGAAAGAGAAAAGAACGUGAUGCUGCACCACUCCAAAUUCCCUACUAGCUAGCUGCUGGAAUGUAGGUAGUUGCUACUAUCUAGCCACCAGUUGAUGUCCUUCCUACUAGAGGCUUCCCAACUACAGAAUAGAUUUGCAAUGGACUUUGCGUCCCUGCUGAUGAUUGACUGGUAGCUGCAUACGUUGUUUCUACUGGCUUGCAGUUUAUUAAAAAAUGACAACACCACACUCUUUCUUCAAGGGUAUGCUUUACAUCUUCUUGUAUCAGCCUGCUUUGGCUCCAUCAGGUCUACCAAGACAACUAAAGUAAAUGUAGUUUCUAGCUAGUCUAGCUAGAGUGGAGAGUCAGCUGAAGCAAUGAUCCAGAGCUUGGCUGUGUUUCCAAGGCCGUUUCCAAGCUCCAAGCAUCUGAUACCGCGAUCAAGCUCUUGUCGUUUUUACCAUUGUCAUGCAAAAAUAGAUAAAUUUAAAACAUUCGAUUGGACUGAGUCGAGUCCAAAUCGAAUGAUCAAGCUUUCGAUUGAAUGAUGAAUCGAAUCGAGGCUCCGUCGAUCCAUCAACCUCCAACCCCAGCCAACAACGUGCUCCCACAACCCUCCAGCGUCCACCGAUACCUCAACCAUGGUAAAGCACAUAGUGUUUGGCGUCGAACGCGACAUUGACAUUUACGCCGAUGUGUUUCCCACCGAGGAAGAACUGGAGGAGAUGGAGAGUCGUCUUCCCGGAUGCGAGCACGGUUGGUUUGAUUCGGUGGACAAUGGACUCCAGCUGCAUUAUCGCAAAUUCUUGCCGGCUGGACCACCGAAGGGCAUUAUCAUUUGGAUGCACGGAGUCCAGACGCACUGUGGACGGGCGCAUAUUUUGAAAGAUGGCCGUAAAAUCAACAUGGCAUUGUUAUCCGAUCGCGUGGUCCACCAGGAAGGCUAUGCUUUGUAUGCGUUUGACAUGACGGGCCACGGCUACAGCGAAGGAAGUCGGUUUCUGGUGAAAUCUACCGUGAAACAAGAUUAUCUCAAUUUUGUCAAGUUGGUGGUGGACGACAAUAAUAAUGAAAAUAAUGACGACAACAAUAUUCCCUUGUUUCUCAUGGGUGAAAGCUUUGGUGGCAAUUUAACUCUCCAGAUUGGUCGAUACUACCAAGAUCAUCCAGAUGAAACCCCCAAGGGCUUUGCAGGAAUCAUCUUGGUAGCAGCUGCUAUCUACGGAUAUCAAAUAUUCUUUCCAGUCGAUUUGGCGCUCAAGUAUUUUUUGACACCCUUUGUCCCACGCUUGCGGCCACCCGAGAUUCUUCCCAAUCCGGUCGCACCGUCCAUGCUGUGGCGAGACCCGGAAGUCCUCUACAUUAAUGCACAAGAAAAACGAGUGACGGAAAUGUGGUUGGAACCAGCCGAACGACAUUCCAAUUUACAAACUUCCUCCACAUUGAUCGAAGCUAUGAAAUAUGUACGCAAUGAGUGUAUUCCAGAUUUCAAGGGACCCUUUUGCAUCUUGCAUGGCACCAGCGAUCGAGCAGUGCCAAUUGCCGGCGCAUUGGAGUACUUUGUGGAACAGGUCGCCACGCCCGAACCAGAUCGUGCCGUCAAACGAGUGGGAGGUGCCUACCAUGACUUGUUGGGUGACCCCACUGCAGAGGAGAAUCUAGACUUUAUUCUGGAGUGGGUCAAGAAGCGAAUAGAAAUAAUGGCAAAGAAAUAACAAGUAGGCGCUGUGCGGUCCACCCAAGCUAUUACAGGGAGACAAAGAAGUACCAUUUUUGAUGUGUAAAUCUAUUAGGAUCGUAUGUAUGUGUGUGUCCCAACUAUCCAGGUACGGGAUUGCUUACAUGUUGUGGCUAGCUUGUGUGGGCU
Molecule: messenger RNA, 2257 nt
Organism: Seminavis robusta
Lineage: Eukaryota; Bacillariophyta; Bacillariophyceae; Naviculales; Naviculaceae
Source: the annotation of a GenBank genome assembly